AUGAGCGAUGAAGGAGCCAGCCCAGAAGAGCAGCUUCUGUCUGCCUGCAUGAUGGAUCAGCCGCACCUGGUCAAGGAGCUGCUGCGCGGCCAGCAGCCGGUCAAUGUCAACUUUAAGAAUGGGCUCGGCUUUACCGCACUGCACUAUGCAGCCCAGCAGGGAUCAGUCGAGUGCGUAAAGGCACUGGUUGGCGCACGUGGCUUGCAGCCUAACAUCCAAGAUAAUCUCGAGGGCGACACGCCUCUACACAAGGCGCUGACACACUGCGACAGCUCUGAAACUGCGCUGGAGAUCGCCAAGCUUCUUGUGAGCGCUGGCGCCGACCCGCGCAUUGUCAAUCGGGAGAAACAGCGCCCUGUAAAUCUGACGGAGCCUGAAGAGGAGGACAUUCGCCGUCUGCUUUUGCAAGCGACACUUGCCCUUCAGAUUCGGCACGAUAAGGUCGAGGGGGCAGAGGACGGAGACUACUCUAGCGACUAA
Messenger RNA from Kickxella alabastrina, 480 nucleotides. Its product is annotated as ankyrin repeat-containing domain protein. The transcript is spliced from 3 exons. Gene Ontology annotation, molecular function: protein binding. Bases 1 to 480 code for a protein of 159 amino acids. NCBI's taxonomy places the organism in Eukaryota, Fungi, Kickxellomycota, Kickxellomycetes, Kickxellales, Kickxellaceae. The record is from RefSeq and is a predicted model, not a curated record.